Hermetia illucens (black soldier fly) is the source of this 639-nucleotide messenger RNA. Its product is annotated as cuticle protein 63-like. NCBI's taxonomy places the organism in Eukaryota, Metazoa, Arthropoda, Insecta, Diptera, Stratiomyidae. The transcript is spliced from 2 exons. Bases 96 to 578 code for a protein of 160 amino acids. The record is from RefSeq and is a predicted model, not a curated record.
AGAAAUUGAAAUUUGCGUAUAAAUAGUGUGUUCGUCAAGAAAUCUGUAUCAAUUAAAUUUCGCUUCAGACGAAAACACAUACAAAUCUUAUCAAAAUGAAAUUCGUAAUUUUGGGACUUGCUCUUAUUGCCGCUGCAUCAGCCAGCCCAAUUGGAUCACUUCUUGCUGCUCCAGCUCUCGGUGCUACAAUUGCUCCAGCUAUUAGUGCUUCCGUUUCUCCAUUGGUUGGUGCUUCUGUUGCUCCAUGGAUUGGUGCUUCUGUUGCUCCAGCUCUUGCAACCCGUAUUGCUAGUCCACUUGCCGCCGCCUCCAUUGCCAGCCCUCUUCUCGGUGCCUCAAUUGCUGCUCCAGCUUCAGUCAUUGCUGCUCCAGCCAUUGCAUCAUCAAUCGCUACUCCACUUUCAGCUGGCAUCGCUCCAAUUGGUCUUAAUGCUGGAAUUCUCGGUCAAGGCAUUGUUCCAUCCGCUCUUUCUGCUGGAAUCCUGGGACAAAACAUCAUUGCCGCUCCAGCUGUAGGUUCAUUGCCACUUGGACUUAAUGGUUUGGGUGCUCCUAUCUUGUGGAAAAAACGUGCUUAAAUUAUAACUUAAGUUAGGACUGACUGAAAAAGGAAUAAACUAAUUUGAUAUUCGAAGUAUA